AUGGGAGACGAAAUAAAUUCUAAAAGAAAACAAGACCAGCAACAAAAUAUUCAGAAACGCAGACCUAAUAAAAACUAUGCGUUAAAAAAACGUCUUCCUUUACGGCCUAAAGAAGGUGAUAAUGUAAUAUUCAUUACUAAGAAAACUAAUUUUAAGGCUCAGUUGGAUAAAUGUUGUGACCUGCUGACAAAAGGAGAAAAAGAUAUAAUAUUGCAUGGUCUUGGAGCAGCAAUACAAAGAUGUUGUAAUCUAGCUCUUCAAGUAGAAGCAUUAUUUGCUGGAACAUGUCAAAUUGAAGUUAAUACAGGAACUGUCGAUUUAGUAGAUGACUUGGAACCAUUAACUGACGAUUUAGAAUUUGGUGCACAAGUAAGGCACUCUUCUUCAAUCCACAUUCGGAUAUUUAGGACUGCUUUGCUUGGAGCCAACUAG
Messenger RNA from Pieris macdunnoughi, 432 nucleotides. Lineage: Eukaryota; Metazoa; Arthropoda; Insecta; Lepidoptera; Pieridae. The record is from the annotation of a GenBank genome assembly.